Molecule: messenger RNA, 2171 nt
Organism: Labeo rohita (rohu)
Lineage: Eukaryota; Metazoa; Chordata; Actinopteri; Cypriniformes; Cyprinidae
Product: sialoadhesin-like
Exons: 7
Coding region: 190-1566 (458 amino acids)
Source: RefSeq, a predicted model, not a curated record
GCAAUCUUUAAAUCAGGAUCAACACCAGUUAGAGGUUGUGAAAUAGGGAACUAUUUAUUUAACUGUUGUGCCGUGUAUUGAUUGGAGCCAAAAACGUGUGAGGAGGGUGUUUUAUCCACCACAUCAUCUUCAGUAGAAAAAGGAAGAAAUAAUAACGACAGUUUCUAUAUUUUUUUCUUUACAUCACAGAUGUUUUGUUUUAUGUCCUGCGUCGUAUAUCUGAAUUCAUGCAGAGAGAUCAUGAACUUCAGACCUUUACUGAUCCUACUGCUGCACUUUCCAGGCUCUCUGACACUGGACCUCUUGAAUGUGACUUGUAGUCAAGAGAGUAUUUGCGCAUUAAGGGGGUCCCACGUGACACUGAAGUGCUCUUACUCCAACUUCAACAUCAAAACUGUGUUCUGGUUCAGUGAGAAACAAAGUACGAACUGGAGAAAAAACAAUGAACCUGAAGAUUUGACUUUAGACUCAGACUACUCAGGACGAGUGAAACAUCAGAUCUCAAGCAGCUCUUCAACACUCACAAUAUCAGACGUGAGAGAGAGAGACUCUGGAGAAUAUCAGCUCAUGUUCAUCAUGAAUGGUGGAGUUAAACAUCUCAGCUCAGCAGCCGUCAGUCUAACAGUCACAGUCCUACAGGUGAGAAUGAAGCCUUUGUCUACAGACCCAAGAGAUGAGAGACUAGAACUGACCUGUGAUUCUUCCUGCACUUUGACCUCUGGAGUUCGGUAUUACUGGAUGAGGGAUGGACAGCCUUUCAGUGAUACAGUUGAGUCCCCCAACUUGUUUGUGUCACCCAGCAGAGAUGCUGGCAGCUUUUCCUGUUAUCGUGAAGACCGUAAACAUCUCUCUUCUUCAAUGUGUGUUUCUCAGAGAGGCUGCUGGGAUGUGACUUACACCUCUACAAGAGUCUGUGCUUUGGUUGGCUCAACAGUAGACAUUUCCUGCACAUACUCACAUCCCUCUGAUCAUACUGUAAAUAAAACAUUCUGGCAUUACGGUCCAUCUUGGGACUUCAAGGAUCUGCGUGAGGAGCAUCAGUUUGCUGGUCGUGUGGAGUAUGUGGGGAACAAACUGAGAAUUAAAGAUCUCAAGAUCAGUGACUCUGGAGAAUAUCGAUUCAGGAUCAUUAGUAACACAACCAGAGGCAAAUACUCUGGAUCACCUGGAGUCAUUCUUACUGUUACAGAUACACAGGUAACAAGCAGUCCAGACAUUAUAUCAGAGAGAAAGGACGUGAUAUUAAGCUGUUCAACUAAAUGCACUCUGAAUGACAAUCAUACUUACAUCUGGUACAAGAACGGACGACAGGUAACAGAUGGAUUCACUAAAGUCAACAAGCUGUACCUGGACUCAGUCAGCAAUGAAGAGCUUCAACAGUAUUCCUGUGCUGUAGGAGAUCCAGUGGACACCACAGUGUUCAGUCAUUAUACAGUCACUCUGCUGCUGUUUUUACCUCAGUUUCUCAUAAUAGCGGCUCUGUGGAUGUGGUUUUUCAUCAAAAUGCAUCUCAUUUCAAACCAAACUGAAAACAAAAGUGAAGGUAAGAAAUUAUGUAUAUGGUAGUGUUGUAAAUGUAUAUUAUUUGAUUCUGUUUGUCUUCUUUGUGUUCUGUUUAUCUUUUCAUAUUUUAUUUUUCAGUGGAUGAACUGUAAUCACAGUAACGAUGCACAGCAAAACCCAUAAAGCAUUUUAUUUACUGGACAAACUGUUUAUCAUCCAGGAUUUGUGUUAAUAUUUUAGGCCCAAGCAGUGCUGUGUCCUGCUUAAACACAGCUUGGUAGACUUCAGUGCUGUUUUGUUUGCAACUGUCACAGUUAUAUUUGUCUUCUUUAUCAUGGACUUUUAGUUUGUAUUCAUACAUUUCUGUGCUCAUUUGUUUUGUUUUUAAAACGAAGUUCCCUUGGCUACUGAUUUGAUUAGUGAUAUCAGUUCAGCUGUGUAUCCUUAAUUUGCCCUAGUAUUUAGUAUGUUCCUUUGGUUCCUGUGAGGUCGGUUGUUGUUUGUGUGUUGUGCACACUGUUACACAUUUGGACGUUGCACAAUAAAAUUGCCUUUGUUCUCCUCGUCAUCUUUGGAACUAAUUUGUGACAGCUACAAAUAUUCUAUUUUCUUGUUUCAUCUUGAUCAGUAAGUGGUGUAUAGCAUUUGAUUCCCUGUUAGCAAAGAAA